Molecule: messenger RNA, 1936 nt
Organism: Nicotiana tabacum (common tobacco)
Lineage: Eukaryota; Viridiplantae; Streptophyta; Magnoliopsida; Solanales; Solanaceae
Source: RefSeq, a predicted model, not a curated record
CUGUAAGUAUUCCCAGGUUGGGAAAAACUUGCAGGCUCACGGCCAUAUUAUAAACAGUCGGAAGUGUAAUCUGCUGUUUUUCCCAACUCAUCGAUUAGGGCCACGGCCUGAUCGCUCUAAUGGCUUCUUCUUCUCCUUCUUCUUCAUCAUCAUCUCUGUCUCCUCCGAUGAUUCCCAUGGAACUCCACUCACUCAAUCGAGAGAAGCUUCUCAACUCUCUGCGCGAGCACCUAUCUUCUUCCUCUCGUCCUCUCCAAGGCUUUGUUCUCCUUCAGGGUGGCGAGGAGCAAACUCGUCAUUGCACCGAUCACCUCGAAUUGUUCAGACAGGAGAGCUAUUUCGCUUACUUGUUUGGAGUACAAGAGCCUGGAUUUUAUGGAGCUAUUGAUAUUGCAAGUAGGAAAUCUAUGCUCUUUGCUCCUAGGUUACCGGCUGACUAUGCUGUUUGGAUGGGAGAAAUAAAACCACUUACUCACUUCCAGGAAAAGUACAAGGUUACCCAGGUCUUCUAUACUGAUGAGAUUAAGGAAGUUUUGUCUAAUCAGUACCAAGAGAUGGGAACACCGUUGCUAUUUCUCUUGCAUGGGCUUAAUACAGAUAGCAAUAAGUACUCUAAACCAGCAGAAUUUCAGGGUAUUAAGAAGUUCCAGACAGAUUUAAACACGUUGCAUCCUAUCCUGACUGAAUGCCGUGUUACAAAGUCCAACUUAGAACUUGCUCUCAUUCAAUUUGCCAAUGACAUAAGCACUGAAGCUCAUGUUGAGGUAAGCAUUGUUCUACCUUUUCAAUGGGAAAUUUCACUUACCAUACUUCAAUUUAUUAUAGUGUCCUGCACUUUUUGCUAUUUUUUCUGUAAAGAGCCAAAGCUAGAUUUGAGAUCAAUUUUCAAAUUAUCAGCUAAUGCUACCAUAUUCUAUUGCAGUGCUGUACUCCAUUAUGGUCAUGCAGCAGCUCCAAAUGACAAGACAUUGCGAGAGGGAGAUAUGGCUCUUCUUGAUAUGGGAGCUGAAUACCACUUUUAUGGGUCUGACAUAACUUGUUCCUUUCCAGUAAAUGGGAAAUUUACUCGUGACCAGUCACUUGUAUAUACUGCUGUCCUCGACGCUCACGAUGCUGUCAUUUCUGCCAUGAGCCCUGGAGUGAGCUGGGUCGAUAUGCAUAAAUUAGCUGAAAAGAUCAUCUUGGAAUCACUGAAGAAAGGGCAGCUACUUGUUGGGGAUGUUGAUAAAAUGAUGACCGAGCGACUUGGUGCUGUUUUCAUGCCUCAUGGGUUGGGGCACCUACUUGGAAUAGAUACUCAUGAUCCUGGGGGUUACUUGAAGGGAGCUGAAAGACCAAAAGAACCUGGAUUGAGCUCUCUACGUACUAGCAGAAAGCUGUUAGAGGGAAUGGUGAUCACUGUAGAGCCUGGUUGUUACUUCAUUGAUGCCUUACUACUUCCUGCAUUGGAGAGUCCGUCGGUGUCUGAGUUUUUCAAUCAUGGAGAGAUCAACAGAUUUAGAGCUUUUGGUGGAGUCAGAAUUGAAAGUGAUGUGUGUGUUACUGCCAAUGGAUGCAUUAACAUGACCAAAUGUCCCCGGAAGAUUGAAGAGAUCGAGGCAGUGAUGGCAGGGGUUCCUUGGCCGAUCAAAAAGACGACCUUGCCUUCCGGAAAUGGACAAGUGUAAUUCUUUCAAUUACUGCAUGACAUCGAGAAACAGAGAGGGUUCCAGUAACCUUGUUUUCCUCCGUGUAUGGACCUCUGAAGAAAAUUGCUUCCUUUAUGGACUAGUGUUCUCGAUGAGCUAAUUGGUGUUAUGUUAGCUUCCUCUGUAUCCAUGAAAUAUUCUCCACAGAUUGCUUUUUCUACAUUAAGUUUUGCAUGUAUGCCACAUCUGCUUAUGUAUGGAUUGCAUAUAAUAAUUGUCUUGAUCAUUAUGCACUGACAAGUAAACUA